AUGAGGCACGAAGCGCCCAUGCAGGUCUGUGCUCGGGCCGGAGCCGAGCCAGGGGUGCGGCGGAUGGCAUCCGUUCAAGAUUCCAGAUAUGGCCAGAAAGAAACAUCUGACCAGAACUUUGAUUACAUGUUCAAACUGCUCAUUAUCGGCAACAGCAGUGUUGGAAAAACCUCCUUUUUGUUCCGAUAUGCUGAUGAUUCCUUUACAUCUGCAUUCGUAAGCACGGUUGGGAUCGAUUUCAAAGUAAAAACGGUUUUCAAAAAUGAAAAAAGAAUUAAGCUACAGAUUUGGGACACAGCAGGCCAGGAGAGGUACAGAACAAUUACCACAGCUUACUACCGGGGUGCAAUGGGCUUCAUUUUAAUGUAUGACAUCACAAAUGAAGACUCUUUCAAUGCAGUGCAGGAUUGGUCAACUCAAAUCAAAACAUACUCUUGGGAUAAUGCCCAGGUUAUUUUGGUUGGCAACAAAUGUGACAUGGAGGAUGAACGGGUGAUCUUCACUGAGAGGGGAAAACAUUUAGCAGAGCAACUUGGAUUUGAAUUUUUUGAAACAAGUGCCAAGGAAAACAUUAACGUCAAGCAGACGUUUGAGCGACUUGUGGAUAUCAUCUGUGACAAGAUGUCAGAAAGUCUGGAGGCGAAUCCCACCAUUGCUGCCAGCAACCAGAACACACAGCUAAAGGACACCCCUCCUCCACAGCAGCCCAAUUGCAGCUGCUAAUGCAGCUAGCAGCAAAAGCAGCUCCAGUGUGUUCUAUUGCCAACAGAGUAUUUAUGAAUGGUCUAUAUGCCUUUAUUUAUACUGUGUUAUUAAUUUAUUUGGGAGAAGUCUUGUUUUACAUCAUCAGCUGUUUGGAUAUGCAUAUGGGGAUAGAGCAGUUUUUAAUCUGGAAGGAUGAUCCAUAUUUUAGCACCUGGCUUUUGCAUGCAGGGUGUAUAUUGAUUUCUCUUUUCUUUUUAC
Molecule: messenger RNA, 963 nt
Organism: Prinia subflava (tawny-flanked prinia)
Lineage: Eukaryota; Metazoa; Chordata; Aves; Passeriformes; Cisticolidae
Gene: RAB3C
Product: RAB3C, member RAS oncogene family
Exons: 5
Coding region: 1-723 (240 amino acids)
Biological process (GO): protein secretion; protein localization to plasma membrane; regulation of exocytosis
Cellular component (GO): plasma membrane; endosome; synaptic vesicle
Molecular function (GO): myosin V binding; GTP binding; GTPase activity
Source: RefSeq, a predicted model, not a curated record